UGUCAGAUAGAAUAAUGUAUAUACUUUUGAAAACUAAAUUGUUUCUUUUGAACCAAAAUUUAGGUGAUUACUCCUUUCUAAAUAUGCAAGCAAUUCUGUCUAGUUGGCCAUGAAAGCUUUCAUUUUCUUUCUAGUAUUAGUUCAUGUUGUGAAUGGCCUUGUUUUGCAAAUAAAACAGUUGUGAAUGAGCUUGAUUUUAUUUAUUAUUUUAUUAUAAAACGGUUAUUUUGGUUGAAUCACAGUUGAACUGGUUGAACCAGUAAACCAGUGAAUUAGUAGCUAGAGCGGUUCAAUAACUGGUUCGAUUUUGAGAACCUUGGAAAAAACCGAUAUCUCAUCUGAUCUCGUCUCAGAUGCGCGCUGGGAUGGGGUGGGUUGCCUCAAUCCCAUUAGGGUCCCAUGGGAUUGACUACUAUCAUAGGUAACUCUGCAAAUAACAUAGGUCUACAACAAUCAAAAUUUUCAUUUCAAAUUAUUAUUCAGAGUUGUGUUAGAUCACAUAUUAUCACAUGCUUUUUCUUUGUUUAACGAUCUAGAGAAGAGUAAAAACCUGGAUAGAUUUAGUUGUUUGUUUGGUUCCAUCUUAAGCUUUUAGUUAUUGAUAAUUUUAUGCAACCCAUCAAUUGGAUUGUCUUAUUCCCUGGUUUGGUUGAAAUGAUGAAACUCAUGGUUGCGAUAUAAGAUGUUUAUAUUAGAUGCUGAGACCAAUAUCAAGAUUUUUGUUUUAGUUCUUUCUUCGAUGAAAUAAUAAAAGUUACUAGAUUACUGGCACUUUUUGGAAGUUUUUUAGUGUAGGAUCAUGAUGUUUGUAGACUCCUCAUUCCUGUACUCAUGUUGGUUAACCUCAGCUUGUGUGAGGUGCAGAUUGUAGAAAGAAGAAGACUGAUGAUGUCUGGAUACGUUAGACGUACGUUGUCCUGUAGGAACUUUUUUAUGCUUCGGAGCUCUGCUCUUCAGGGUUUUGAUGCCACUCACAUUAUCAGAUCACCAAUUAACACUCAGAUCUUUGAUAACAAUAGAGAUUUAUCAGUUCCAGCAGCUAAUUUUAUCAUAGAAAGUCGCAGAUCCUUUGCUAAAGGAAGGAGGUUAAAGGAUGAAGCCGGUGUCAGUACCAUUGAAGUUCCACCAAAUGUUGGGCCUAAUAUCAAGGCAAGUGCUAUGUCACAGAUGGAGGCUGCAAUGGCUGCGCUAUCAACUGAACUAAGCAAACUACGAACUGGAAGGGCCUCUCCAGGAAUGCUGGACCACAUUAUUGUAGAAACUGGUGGUAUUAAGAUGCCUUUGAAUCGGAUUGCUGUUGUUUCAGUCAUGGAUCCAAAAACAUUAUCUGUUAAUCCCUAUGAUCCAGAGACACUUAAACAAUUAGAGAAUGCCAUUGUUUCAUCACCAUUGGGGUUAAAUCCUAAAGCAGAUGGUGAGAGAUUAAUUGCCGUUAUCCCACCAUUGACCAAAGAGCACAUGCAGGCCAUGACUAAGUUGGUUGCUAAAUCUUGUGAAGAUGCUCGACAAAGUAUUAGAAGAGCACGACAAAAGGCAAUGGAUGCAAUUAAGAAAUUGUAUUCAAGCCUCCCAAAGGAUGACAUAAAAAGAUUGGAGAAAGAGGUUGAUGAUUUGACCAAAAAAUUUAUCAAGAAUGCAGAAGAUACAUGCAAAGCAAAGGAGAAAGAAAUUAGUCAAGGUUGAUUUGUAGUUUCAUUGCUAACAUCGUUGAAGCUUGACUGUCUUAUCUGUCGUUACUCGUUAUACGUAGGAAUUUGUUGGUAUUCUGGCAAUUUUUUGAAUAUACAUAAAAUGAGCAUGGCAAUUUUAACCUUGACUGUGUUUUGAUUAAUAGAUAAUAGAAAGUAAUUGAAUGGAGUGGAAUUACAUUUUUAUUUG
Messenger RNA from Arachis stenosperma, 1878 nucleotides. RefSeq lists its product as uncharacterized. Bases 832 to 1683 code for a protein of 283 amino acids. Lineage: Eukaryota; Viridiplantae; Streptophyta; Magnoliopsida; Fabales; Fabaceae. The record is from RefSeq and is a predicted model, not a curated record. Gene Ontology annotation, biological process: translation. Gene Ontology annotation, cellular component: mitochondrion. Gene Ontology annotation, molecular function: ribosomal large subunit binding. The transcript is spliced from 8 exons.